Messenger RNA from Penicillium maclennaniae, 3315 nucleotides. It is a transcript of the gene treA, whose product is annotated as alpha,alpha-trehalase treA. The transcript is spliced from 3 exons. Lineage: Eukaryota; Fungi; Ascomycota; Eurotiomycetes; Eurotiales; Aspergillaceae. The record is from RefSeq and is a predicted model, not a curated record. The coding region runs from base 1 to 3315 and encodes 1104 amino acids. Gene Ontology annotation, cellular component: fungal-type cell wall. Gene Ontology annotation, molecular function: alpha,alpha-trehalase activity; carbohydrate binding. Gene Ontology annotation, biological process: trehalose catabolic process.
AUGCACUUCACGUCUCUCGCUCGGGCAGCCUUGCCCUUGCUCUUGUGUUCAAGCGAGCUCGUGGAUGGAGCCUCCACAAAAGCUCGCGUCUUAAAAUCGAUUAGAAGAUACGGCGGCCCAGGUCCCGUUGGCAAUUUCAGCAGCACUGUGUAUCAGACCGGCUUCGAUGGCGUGACCUGGGAUGAGGAGAACUGGCUUCUCACCACCACCAACCUCGAGCAGGGCCGCAUGCAAUCACGCGGUUCUGUAGCUAAUGGAUAUCUUGGAAUCAACGUUGCAAGCGUUGGCCCCUUCUUUGAAAUGGACCAAGAAGCAGACGGUGGUGAUGUGAUCAGCGGCUGGCCACUCUUCUCCCGACGCCAGUCGUUUGCAACCAUCGCUGGCUUCUUUGACUACCAGCCUAGGACCGACGAAGGUAACGCUGAUUGGCUUUGGCAGUAUGGAGGCGAAAGUGUCAUCAGUGGUAUUCCUCACUGGAGUGGACUGGUCCUGGAUCUGGGCGAUGAUACUUACUUGGAUGCGACGGUCGACAACAGCACUAUAUCCAAGUUCAGUUCGACCUAUGAUUUCAAGGCGGGUGUCUUGCUCUGGACAUAUACCUGGACACCCGCGGGCGACAAGGGCUCGUUCCAGAUCAUUUACCGACUUUUCACCAACAAAUACUACAUCAACCAAGCGGUGGUAGAUAUGCAAGUCAUCCCCUCUGCUGAUUCCAAUGGAACGAUCGUCAAUGUGAUCGAUGGCACGUCUGCGGUACGAACCGACUUUGUGAAUUCUGGCGAAGAUGAUGGUGCAAUCUUCACGGCAGUGCGACCCAACGGCAUCGCCAACGUCACUGCUUUUAUUUAUACAAAUCUCACGGGCAGUGCGAAUGUCGACCUGUCAUCUCGCCAGCUUGUAUCUGGCAAGCCUUAUGUCGGCACCAACCAAUCCUCUAUUGCCCAGUCUGUAAAUGUCAAUUUCCAGGCAGGCAAGGCAGUUCGCGUGACCAAGUACGUUGGAGCAGCAUCCACGGAUGCUUUCGCCGACCCACAGCAGGUGGCUAAGCAGGCAGUCACAUCUGCUAUGACCAAUGGAUAUAUCAGGUCUCUUCGAGCCCAUCUAUUGGAGUGGGCUAGUGUGAUGCCCGAUAACUCCGUUGAUAGCUAUGCGCUCCCCGGGAAUGGUAGUCUUCCAGCUGAUAGCCACAUCAUUGCUUCCUCGGUCAUUGCGGUUGCCAACACUUACUACCUACUUCAAAACACUGUUGGUCAGAACGCCAUCAAACAAGCGGGCGGAGCUGCCGUGAAUGUCGACAGCAUUUCCGUUGGCGGCCUGACCUCGGAUUCCUACGCGGGACUGGUGUUCUGGGAUGCUGAUGUCUGGAUGCAACCGGGUCUGACUACGUCUCACCCUGAAGCCGCGGAGCGAAUUACCAACUACCGUGCAGAGAAAUAUGCCAUGGCCCAGGAAAACAUCAAGACCAACUAUGCUGGAUCACAGAAUAAGACGCACUUUUCUUCAUCCGCGGCCAUCUAUCCAUGGACAAGUGGUCGUUUCGGCAACUGCACAUCUACCGGUCCCUGCUGGGACUAUGAAUAUCACAUCAACGGGGAUAUUGGGAUUUCCCUGAUCAACCGGUGGGUUACAACUGGUGAUACUCAGACUUUCAAAGAAAGUCAUUUCCCGAUCUACGACUCUAUUGCUACACUUUACGCAGACUUGCUGGUGCAGAACGGGUCUAAGUGGACCUUGACGAACAUGACUGAUCCUGAUGAAUACGCCAACAUGGUCGAUGCCGGUGGUUUCACAAUGCCACUGAUUGCUGAAACAUUGCAGAACACCAAUUCCUUCCGCCAGCAAUUUGGCCUUGAGGAGAACUCAACCUGGGACCAGAUGGCGGAGAAUGUGCUGGUCAUCCGUGAGAACGGAGUGACUUUAGAGUUCACGACUAUGAAUGGAAGUGCUGUGGUUAAGCAGGCUGAUGUUGUUCUCAACACUUAUCCACUUGACUACACUUCCAACUAUACCAUGCAAGAUUCGUUAGAUGACCUGGACUAUGUGAGUGUUACAGACAAGAAGUUUGAGUGGAUCAAAUUACUGACUCGUCUUAAAAAGUAUGCAAACAAGCAAUCACCUGAUGGGCCCGCCAUGACCUGGGCCAUUUUUUCGAUUGUGGCGAACGAGGUAUCGCCCUCUGGUUGCUCAGCGUACACAUACGGACAGUACUCAUACCUUCCAUACGCCCGCCCCCCUUUCUUCCAGAUGUCAGAACAACUUGUCGACAACGCGACGAUCAACGGAGGCACUCACCCUGCGUUCCCAUUCCUCACUGGACACGGUGGUGCUAACCAAGUCGGACUGUUCGGAUACCUGGGUCUUCGCCUGACCCCUGAUGAUACCCUCCACGUGGAUCCCAACUUGCCUAUGCAGAUUCCAUACUUGAGAUACCGCACUUUCUUCUGGCGCGGAUGGCCCAUCGAAGCUUGGUCUAACUACACCCACACCACAAUCAGCCGGGCCAUUGAUACACCGCCUCUCAACACCGCGGACCAACGCUUUGCCAACACCAGUAUCACCGUAAACUCUGGUAGCGAAGGCAAUAUCACCACCUACACUCUUCCCACAAUGGGCUCUAUCGUCCUUCCUAAUCGCCAGAUCUCUUCCGUGAACACAAUCACCGGGAACCUGGCGCAGUGCAGACCGGUCCAAUCAAGCGACUCCUAUGAACCAGGCCAAUUCCCGAUCUCAGUAGUAGACGGCGCCACGUCAACAAAAUGGCAACCCUCCUUGGCAGCAAACAUGAGUGCCGUGACAGUGUCGCUGGGCAAUGAGGCCGGAUCUAUGGUCACCGGAUUCUACUUCGACUGGGCUCAAGCACCCCCAGUCAACAUUACCGUGCUCUUCCACAAUCAAUCCAUCAACGACCCUGUGGUGGCCUACAAGUCAUCCAACCAGAGCUCCAGCUUCCAGGUUGUGACAUCUAUCAAUGAUGUACAGGUCUCGCUCCCAUACAACCCGGCGACUACUAAUUUGGACGCGGUCGCUAUGCCUACUAGCAACACCACGAAUGUCACGCUCUCCAGUCCUGUAUUCGCUGCCCAGUAUGCUUCACUCCUUAUUAUUGGUAACCAGGGACUUGAUGCUGCUGAUUUGGCAGCGAACAAUGGUACUGGUGCGACUGUUGCUGAAUGGGCCAUCAUUGGACAGAGUCAGGCUGGUCAGGCCAACUCAUCUCAGAGUGUACAGAAAAGGAUGAAUGCUCGUGUGGCUGCGCCUAAAGCGGAUCAAGACUCCUUCAUGAAGCUUCGUCGGCAAUUCGUGCCACGGAAUUAA